AUGAAGAGAAGCACCUUCCUCAUUCUCUCCAUCGCAGGGGUCUACAGUGCCGUUUUCCACGCAGCAGCAUGGUCUGUGAAUAACUUUCUGAUGACAGGACCUAAGGCUUACCUGACAUAUUCCAGCAGCGUGGCGGCCGGGGCGCACAGCGGGAUGGAGGAGUGCAAGUUCCAGUUUGGGUGGGAGCGCUGGAACUGCCCCGAGAGCGCCCUGCAGCUCUCCACCCACAACCGGCUCCGCAGCGCUACCCGGGAAACAUCCUUUGUACACGCCAUCAGCUCGGCCGGCGUCAUGUACACCCUCACCAGGAACUGUAGCAUGGGAGACUUCGAGAGCUGCGGCUGCGACGACUCCAGGAACGGCCGCGUCGGUGGCCGAGGCUGGGUCUGGGGAGGAUGCAGCGAUAACGUGGAGUUUGGGGAGAGGAUUUCCAAGCUCUUUGUGGAUGCUUUGGAAACAGGACACGAUACCCGCGCGCUGAUUAACCUGCACAACAAUGAAGUCGGGAGACUUGCCGUGAAAGCCACGAUGAAGCGAGCCUGCAAGUGCCACGGGGUGUCAGGCAGCUGCAGCAUCCAGACCUGCUGGCUCCAGCUCGCCGAGUUUCGUGAGAUCGGGAACUACCUGAAGAUAAAAUACGACCAAGCCCACAAGCUGGAGAUGGACAAGAGGCGGAUGAGAGCCGGCAACAGCGCCGACAGCCGCGGGGCCACGGCGGAGACCUUCCACCACGUCCACGCCACGGAGCUCGUCUUCCUGGAGGACUCUCCCGACUACUGCACGAGGAACGCCAGCCUGGGCCACCACGGCACCGAGGGCCGCGAGUGCCUGCAGACUGGCAAGAACCUCUCGCAGUGGGAGAAGAGGAGCUGCCGGCGGCUGUGCACCGAGUGUGGUCUCCGCGUGGAGGAGAGGAGGACGGAGGUGGUGGCCAGCUGCAACUGCAAGUUCCACUGGUGCUGCACGGUGCGGUGCGAGCAGUGCCGGCCGCUGGCCCGCCGCGACACCACCGCUGCCGCCCCCAACCACAUCAAGCGGAGGAGCAAGGGCCAUAAGAGAUAGAGGGCAGCCGUGGUGCCUGAGGAGGACGCUUUGGUGUCCCCAGGCUCGGCAGCCACCGGCAGAGCUGGGUUGGGAAGGAGCGUCCCCGGGGA
Molecule: messenger RNA, 1154 nt
Organism: Pygoscelis adeliae (Adelie penguin)
Lineage: Eukaryota; Metazoa; Chordata; Aves; Sphenisciformes; Spheniscidae
Gene: WNT8A
Product: wingless-type MMTV integration site family, member 8A
Exons: 6
Coding region: 1-1062 (353 amino acids)
Biological process (GO): multicellular organism development; neuron differentiation; cell fate commitment
Cellular component (GO): extracellular region
Molecular function (GO): frizzled binding; cytokine activity
Source: RefSeq, a predicted model, not a curated record